AUGUUGUUCGUUUAUUACACUCUGGAAUCAUAAAAUAAUUAUUACAUAAUUCAAGAAUAUUGUAAAGAUAGAGAUCUAGGAAUCUAUCUAAAAAAAUAGUAAUAUUUAACAGAGGUUGGAGCAAUAAGAAUUUUAACAGAUAUUCUCAAUGGCUUUAUUGAAUUAUUAUAAUAAGGUAUUAUCCAUCGUGAUUUGAAACCUGCCAAUAUUCUUGUCCACUAAAAUACUUUUAAAUUAGGAGAUUUCAGUUUUGCAAAAUGUAAAUCUAAUUUUUAAAGAGAUAUAAUGGAAUCUGUUGUUGGAACUCCUCUUUACAUGGCACCCUAAAUCUUAAUGCGAGAAACAUAUACUAGUAAAUGUGACAUAUGGCAAUCGGAUGCAUAUUCAGAAGAACUCCAUAGGUUGCGAACUCUGUACCCUAAUUACUUAAUACUAUACUGA
Paramecium tetraurelia is the source of this 441-nucleotide messenger RNA. RefSeq lists its product as uncharacterized. Gene Ontology annotation, biological process: autophagosome organization; autophagy; peptidyl-serine phosphorylation. The transcript has 2 exons. NCBI's taxonomy places the organism in Eukaryota, Ciliophora, Oligohymenophorea, Peniculida, Parameciidae. Gene Ontology annotation, molecular function: ATP binding; protein serine/threonine kinase activity. Gene Ontology annotation, cellular component: autophagosome; cytoplasm. The record is from RefSeq and is a predicted model, not a curated record.